Molecule: messenger RNA, 3102 nt
Organism: Seriola aureovittata
Lineage: Eukaryota; Metazoa; Chordata; Actinopteri; Carangiformes; Carangidae
Product: fidgetin-like
Exons: 3
Coding region: 216-2507 (763 amino acids)
Molecular function (GO): microtubule severing ATPase activity; ATP hydrolysis activity; ATP binding
Source: RefSeq, a predicted model, not a curated record
GUCAGUCUGAGAAGCAGCUGUUCAGGGCUGGUGAAAUUCCAACAUGGCAGUGGCUGUGGUCAGUGUUUCCUGCGUUAACUUGGGAUGGUUUCAGCUCGCACGCAACCCGGCUUAACCUUGGCAGCCCGUUCAUCUGCAGAACCUCCUCCCCGGGAUCGAUGCGACCCUGAAGCCCCACCUGAGAGGUCGACCUGUCGCUAAAAAAACAGCACGACAUGAUCAGCAGCAGCAGCGUCUAUGGCUUAAAGAUGCAGUGGACCCCCGAGCACAGCCAGUGGGCCGAACAGCAUUUCGACAUCUCCUCCACCACGCGCUCGCCAGCCCACAAGGCUGAGGCCUACAGGGCGUUGCCCGGCCACCUGCAGCGCUCCACCGCCUACCAGUACGCCUGGGCCAACGACGACAUCUCCGCCCUCACCGCCUCCAACCUGCUCAAGAAGUAUGCCGAGAAGUACUCGGGUAUUUUGGAGAUGCCGGGCUCGUACUCGGAGGCUCCCGGGGUGAUGAACGGACGGAAAGGCGAAUCGGAGCCCUGGCAGGACGGCGUCUACCCCAUGAGCUGCAUCCCCGAGGGGGUUUCGGUGAGAAAAGGAGGGGUGGCGGCGGCGUCGGAGGUGGUGUCGGGCAUGUGCAGCUCCCCGGGCCUGGCCUCCAGCACCCUGAGUGAGCCCAGCUACUCCAGCAGCAGCUGUGGGAGCCACACCGCCACCGCCCUCCACUCCUCCUCCAUGCCCUCUCAGGAAUACGGCCCGGCGUACAGCGGCUCCUACUUGCACAGUAGUUACAGCUCGCAGUCCGCCCCCACCCCAGCUCUUCCCUCCCCACUGCACAGCUCCGGGCUCCUUCAGCCACCUCCUCCGCCGCCCUCCCACCCCACUUUAGUCCCAGCUUACAACGGAGGCUCCCCCAACUUGUCCAGUUAUAAUUACCCCCCAGCAGGCUACCCAGCUCAGAGCUCAGUCGGGCCAGGAUACAGCCCUGGGGGAGCACCCCCUCCAUCCUCAUACCUCCCCUCAGGCAUCGCUGCACCGACACCCCUUCCCCCGUCUUCUGCUUUACCUGGAUACCCAUACCAGAGCCACAACCUGACCCCCAUCGCCCCGACCCCCCUCAGCAGUAGCUCCUCCAACUCCCUGAAGAGGAAGGCCUUCUACAUGACAGGCCAAGGAGAGAUAGACUCCUCCUACGGUAACUUCGGCUACGGUCAGGCUCGGAGCUCCGCCGAGAGCCCCAUGUACCGGGUGGCGGACAGCAGCAGUGCAAACGGAGGCUCCAACGGCGGCGGCGGCGGCGGCGGCUUCGACAGGAGUGCGGAGAAGUCGUCUUUUAAUCCUCAGAAACAGUCCACCAUGUCGUCAGAGCAGCAGAGGAAGUACAGCAGCCAGGCAGCAGGUGGGCCGCUCACUCCUCCGGCGUAUGUCUCCUCCACCCUGGGGGGUUCCCGCUCAGCAGACUCCCUCGCCAGCUUCACCUCCCCCUCCCUCAGUGAGCAAGGUGCUGACGAUCACCGCCUCCACCUCUCCCACUCAGCGCCGGGGCCUACCUCCUCCUCGUCCACGUCCUCCUCCCGGCCCGCAGAAGAGCAGUUAAAAACCAGUGACCCUCACCUCCUCGACAUGGUUACCUCUGAAAUCGUUCAGCAGGGCCCCCCCGUGGACUGGAGUGACAUCGCAGGUCUAGAACUGGCCAAGGCGACUCUGAAGGAGGAGGUGCUGUGGCCCAUCCUCCGCCCGGACAUGUUCAGCAGCUUAGGACCGGCCCCUCGGUGCGUGUUGCUGUUUGGCCCCAGGGGCAGUGGCAGGACGUUGCUGGGUCGCUGCCUGGCCAGCCAGCUGGGGGCGCCGUUCCUUCAGCUCAGCGGGUCCACGUUGGCCACCAAGUGGCUGGCGGAUGGAGAAAAAAUAAUCCGAGCGUCCUUCCUGGUGGCGCGCUGCCGGCAGCCCUCGGUGCUCUUCAUCAGCGAGGUUGACAUGCUGCUGUCGGCCCACCUCAGUGAAGAGAGUCCCAUCAACCGGCUGAAGGGGGAGCUCCUCGCCCAGCUGGACUCGCUGCUCCUGGGCUCCGGCGAGGACGCGGGCAACCAAGUGUUGGUGGUCUGCUCCACAAGCAGACCCCAGGACAUGGACGAAGGGCUGCGCAGGUACUUUUCCCGGAGGGUCCUGGUGCCCCUGCCGGACAGCGCAGCCAGACACCAGAUGGUGAACCAGCUCCUGGCCCAGUCUCAGCACAAGUACUGCGUGAGCGAGGAGGAGCUGGCGCUGCUGGUCCAGCGUACAGAGGGCUUCUCCGGACUGGAUCUGGCCAGACUCUGCCAGGAAGCCCUUGUAAGUCUGUUACACGUCUCUGCACAGGGCAUGGACAUGACAGGUAUGAUGCCCAGGGGACAGAUAAGGCCCCUCACCUACCAGGACUUUGAGAGUGUCUUUUGUAAAUUCCAAGCCAGUAUAUCACAGAAAGAGAUUGACACGUACACUGAGUGGAACAAAAUGUUCGGCUGCAGCCAGUGAAAAGAUAGACUCCGCCCUUGAGAAAAAGAGGCAUCCAUAAUUCCUUUCCUCAGGGCAGAAGCAUUGUGCUGGAGGGGAAGGCACGCAAAGGCCAACGCAAGCCCACCGAGUUCUCACAAGCAGCUUGAGACGCUCCGAGAGACCUGGUCUGACGAGACAACUGGCAGUUUUGCGGUUAAUGAGCAAGAGUUUUAAUUUGAAUGCUUGACACUCCAGAAAGCCAGGCAUUGUUUACACAUUGCAAGCAAGUCUGCUUCAGAGGAAAGAUGCCCCAGUGUCUGUGUAUAUAUCGUUCUGUUGUUGUUCUUGAGAUUUACUUUGGCUAUCCAAGUGCCUGAAGUGGUGCUUUCUGAUUUUCUUUCUUUCCUUGCCUCACAAUCUACAUUCAUGGCAUGAGCUGAUGAUUAUUAAGAGCUUUAAAACUUCAGCAGUGAGUCUGAACAACAGAUUGACAGGCGCCAUUGCCGGUGGUCAAUCAAUUCUGUAUUGUCUUGCUAAGAGCAGUAAUCCAUCAGAGCGGCGGUAGUCUGGGCCCUUACUCACACUCAUCUCUCCUGAUCCUGUGUCUGCAAAACAAACAAACAAACAAACAAAC